GUUAAACAAAUUGGUUUAGGUGUUGAAGCGUUUGAUUGGUUCCAAAACUACCUGUCUGACAGAACGCAGUGUGUGGCAAAGGAGGGCAUGAAGUCAGAGUAUCGACAGCUGACAAAGGGGGUUCCUCAAGGGUACAUUUUGGGGCCUGUCCUUUUUACACCGUCUAUAAAUUAUAUUGGUAAUAAUGUAAAAUCUGCAAAUCUCCAUUGUAUGCUUAAAACACAAUAGUUUAUUCCUGUGCCUCUAAAAUGUAGGAUGUUUUUCAGAACUUACAACAAGCAUUUGACAACAUUCAGAAACAACUUCACCAACACAGUUCAUGUUUUUUUUUCCAAUCUCAAGGCAGACAAAUGGAGUCACUUGCUAAUUUUAACUCUAAAUGGUCAACAAAUUUAAAGGGUGUCCUCUUAUAAGUAUCUUGGUAUCUAGAUAGAUGAAAAGCUGAGUUUCAAACAGCACGUUGACAUUUUAUCAAAAAAGCUGACAUUUAAGUUGGGGUUUUAAUUCAGCAAUAAAUAGUGUUUAUCUGUCAGUAAGGAAAGACCUUGUCCAAGGGAUAAAACAAAAAAAAUCUGUGCUUGAGUAUGGUGACAUUGUUUACAUGCAAGACUCAGCCAGCACCCUUAAGAUACUGGACACUGUAUAUCACGGGGCGCUUAGAUUUUUAACAAAUGCAAGGCCACUCACUCAACACUGUGAUCUAUAA
Molecule: messenger RNA, 706 nt
Organism: Coregonus sp. 'balchen'
Lineage: Eukaryota; Metazoa; Chordata; Actinopteri; Salmoniformes; Salmonidae
Source: the annotation of a GenBank genome assembly